Vombatus ursinus (common wombat) is the source of this 3313-nucleotide messenger RNA. RefSeq names its product adenosylmethionine decarboxylase 1 (gene AMD1). Gene Ontology annotation, biological process: spermine biosynthetic process; spermidine biosynthetic process. Gene Ontology annotation, cellular component: cytosol. The record is from RefSeq and is a predicted model, not a curated record. Lineage: Eukaryota; Metazoa; Chordata; Mammalia; Diprotodontia; Vombatidae. The transcript is spliced from 9 exons. The coding region runs from base 171 to 1175 and encodes 334 amino acids. Gene Ontology annotation, molecular function: adenosylmethionine decarboxylase activity.
AAAAACCACACGCACGCAAAAAAAAAAAAAAAAAACCAGAAACAAAAAACCUCCUGAACUUUAAAGAAGCAGCAGGAACAACCCGCAGCGGCGGAGGCGGCGGCGGCGGGAGAAGAGAUUUAAUUUAGUUGAUUUUCUGUGGUUGUUGGUUGUUCGCUUGUCUCACAGUGAUGGAAGCUGCACACUUCUUCGAAGGGACCGAGAAGCUGCUGGAGGUUUGGUUCUCCCGGCAGCAGCCAGACGAGAGCAAAGGAUCUGGGGAUCUCCGCACCAUCCCAAGGUUUGAGUGGGACAAACUUUUGGAGAAUGUGCAUUGUUUAAUCAUAAGUGUGACAAAAACUGACAAGCAGGAAGCUUAUGUACUCAGUGAGAGUAGCAUGUUUGUCUCCAAGAGACGUUUCAUUUUGAAGACAUGUGGUACCACCCUCUUACUGCAAGCACUGGUCCCCCUGUUGGAGCUUGCUAGGGAGUACAGUGGGUUUGACUCAAUUCAAAGCUUCUUUUAUUCUCGUAAGAAUUUCAUGAAGCCUUCCCACCAGGAGUACCCACACAGGAAUUUCCAGGAAGAAGUAGAAUUCCUUAAUGAAAUUUUCCCAAAUGGAGCAGCAUAUUGUAUGGGGCGUAUGAAUUCUGAUUGCUGGUACUUGUACACUCUGGAUUUUCCAGAGAGUCGGGUUAUUAAUCAGCCAGAUCAGACACUGGAAAUUCUGAUGAGUGAGCUUGACCCAGCAGUUAUGGACCAGUUCUACAUGAAAGAUGGUGUUACUGCAAAUGAUGUCACUCGUGUGAGUGGAAUUCGUGACCUGAUACCAGGUUCUGUCAUUGAUGCUACAAUGUUCAAUCCUUGUGGUUAUUCAAUGAAUGGAAUGAAAUCGGAUGGAACUUAUUGGACUAUUCACAUCACUCCAGAACCAGAAUUUUCUUAUGUUAGCUUUGAAACUAACAUAGGUCAGACCUCUUACGAUGACCUGAUCAGGAAAGUAGUGGAAGUUUUCAAACCUGGAAAAUUUGUGACCACCCUCUUUGUAAAUCAGAGUUCUAAAUGUCGCACAGUGUUUUCUUCGGCCCAAAAGAUUGAAGGGUUUAAACGUCUUGAUCGCCAGAUUGCUCAGUUCAAUGAUUACAAUUUCGUUUUUACCAGUUUUGCUAAGAAUCAGCAGCAACAGCAGAGUUGAUUAAGAAAAAUGAAGAAAAAACGCAAAAAGAGAACACAAAUAGAAGGUGGUGGCAGCUUUCUAGUUAAUGAUACAGGGGGCCAUGCUUUCCAUACCCAUCGCCUUGUAGUUGCGGAAAGCCCUAGAUGUAAUCAUAGUAUAAUCAUUUUGAAUUGUAUGCAUUAUUAUAUCAAGGAGUUAGAUAUCUUGCAUGACUGCUCUCUUCUGUGUUUAGGCAUUCUAUGCCACUCUUGCUGUGAACUUGAAGUGCAUGUAGAGAAAAACUUUUACUGUAUGAGACUUUACAACACUUGUAAAAACAAUUCAAUUAGGAUUAUGCACGGUGUAAUUUUUCUCCAGGUAUCACCAAAAAUUCCCCACAGACAAGGCUUUCGUCCUCAUUAGGUGUUGGCCUCAGCCUAAAUCAUCUGGGACUGUUCUGUUAAAUUGCUGCCAGAUAUUUUUUAUGGGCAGUUUCUUCCAAUUUCUAGACCACAUUUUUCUCUAUUAAUUCUAAUGAAACUAAUUCCUACUUAAAUACGUUUCUUUGCACUUGAGGAGUUAGAAAUUUUACCUUCUUAAGAAAAUUAAUGAUUAUUACAGCUGAUGAUUUUGUUUUAUUAUAUGAAUUUUGAGUAUUGGAACAUUACUUUUGCUUCCUGUAACUUUUAGUUCUUUAAGCUCAGUGAUUUUCCCCCUCCCCUUUAUAAAAUGAGCAAUAUAUUGUUACACUGAGUUUAACAUUAGCCUUUCACCUUUAGGGGGAAAAAACCUUGGUUCAAAUCUUAAUUCAGGUCAAGGUGGGUUUGGUGGUCUCUUUCAUGUGUGAUUGGCAAGGGUAGGGGGGUGGGGCACCAAGACUUUCUCCAGGGUGUGUUGAUUAAGAUUAGAGUGAGUUGGCAGAGUUAGGAAAACUCUAACUAUGCCAUUUCCAUACUCCACAGUUAGUAGAGCACCAAAUGUAUAGCCACAGACCUUCAAUACUUAGUAUUUUUGUUUAAAUCAACAAAUUUAAUAGGGAGAUUUAGUGUAAAGGAUAUGGAAUUUACCAGACUAGAUAUGCUGGUCAGCUUGGAUCAUUCACCAUAACUUUUUUCUUAGCAGCCAUUUCAACCUAAUUGUGAGUAAACAAUAUACUGUUAACCUAAUUUUGUUGUUCCAAGCAGAAUCGAUAUGCCUUUUUAUCUUGUGACUGAAAGUCCUGUGAUAUUGUGGUGCAUGAGACUAUUAUGCUGUAUUUGAUAGUGUUGUGACUUCAUCUGUUGUUCCUCUUAAUUAAUGUGGUGAUUCCUUUAACCAUGAUUUGAUGGCAUUAAGUGAAUGACUGCACAGAGUGAGAACUGUCUAGGUUAUCUGGACAGACAGUGAAGUAAAAUGCUAUUCAUAAAAAACAAGGCAUGUUCAAAAAUGGUCAUUUAAUGGAUUACUAGUAGAUGCAGGCUUUCAAGAGUUGGCAUUUUCAGCAAAUAACUGGGAUUUUAGAAGCUGUGAGACCAGCAAAAUUAACUUAAAUUUGAUAUUUCCCUCUUGUCCUCGCAAUUUUGUUUUGACUCUUUCUGGAUUGAUGCAGUGGUGUUUUGUUCCUUCCGUAUUUAUAAAUGAAACACUUUUUUUUUAGUGUUUCUAAACUUUAAAAAAAUCUGCUUGGUUAGUAAUCAAGUGGUUGGAACACUGUUUUGACUUUUAUUUUAAGCAUGUUAUUGACUAAAGGCUUCAUUGAAGAAGCAUUCUACCAACUCAGUCAGUUUGAUUCUGUAAUCUGUAAGUAAUGUGGCACCUGAUACUUUUUGGUGCUUGAUAUUUUUGAGGACCAAUAAUUCAAGUGGAUAUUUUGUUCUUGAACAGUGUCCCAAGAGAUUUGAUGAUGACAUUUGUUGGCUUGAGGUCUGAUUUUUUUUUUUUAAAGAUAUACUGAAGAUCCCUUCCUAACUAGUUGAAAAAUGCACAAAUUUAUAUGAGUAUGAAAACAUAAGACUCUGAUAGAAAAGUGAAAGCUGUUGAAUGGAUAUUAAUCUAAAUUAAUCUAGUAUGAUUAGAAGAGGGGAAGUUUUGGUGUCAUAAUUUCUCUCUUCAUGGUGUUGGACUUUAAUCAGUUAAAAUGUAUUUUUAAAAUCUGUACCACAAAACUUAAUGCUUCAAUAAAAGUUUGCUUAAUUCAU